AUGACUCCGGUUUUCAUCGCAAUUUUCUUGCUCGGCCUUUCAUCUCUGGCAACCGCUGCAAACUUUAACACUGUCUACGAGUGGCCCAAAGGAUUGGACUACGAGUUGCCCUCCGAGGCGAACAGGACGCAGGCCUUGAGAGAUGACACUUUGAAGGCUUCAGACAGUGAUCUAUACUUCGAGGACUCACCAGUUACGCAAACUACUCCAACCACAACUACUUUUUCCCAAAAGCCCAAGCCAACUCCUUUGCAAGUGGCCAGAAGCAUGACUCCGUUUUGCAUCGCAAUUUUCUUGCUCUGCCAUUCAUCGCUGGCCACCGCAGCCAACUUCACUCAAGUCUACGAAUGGCCCAAUAAUUGGGACCUCGACUGGCCGUCCGAGGCGAAAUGGGCAAUAAUGGACGGAAGUUACUAUCGAUUUAUCACGGAGCCUCUAUUCAUGGCUGUCUACGGAUCAAGAAUCUUCUUCAUGCUUGUGCCAAAUGAAGCCAUUCCCGUGGGUCUGGUGUCUUUGCCGACGAGCAGCGCGUCCGCUGCACCUCCAAAGAUCACCCCAUUUCCUUCGUGGGACGUGCAUGAAUAUGAAAUCUGCAACCACAUUGAAAGUCCAAAAGGGCUGGAAGUGGACUCCGUUGGACAGCUGUGGGUGCUGGACGUCGGUAGCAAGAAAUGCAAUUCAAAAAUAUGGACCAUUGACUUGAACAACAACGAUUGCGCCGAAAUAAUUCAUCAGUUUUCUUUUUACGGCGAGUUGCACGAGUUGGUGCUUGACGAAACGCCAAACGAAACCUUUGCCUACAUCUCGCGGCAGUAUGAACAAAACAUUGUCGUGUUUAGUUUGGAAAGAAAUGAAUCUUGGACAGUGGUCACGCCAGGAAUUGAUGUUUUAUCUCUUGCCCUGUCCCCUAAGGAUCAGGAACCGAGGCAGCUCUAUCUUGGCCAAUGGAACUCCACUGAACUGUAUUCAAUUCCUGUUGACGUACUUCGCAGUGGAACUCGAACUGCAAAUCCAAAAUUAAUCGGAAAUUGGUCUGCAAGACCAUACAGAAUGCUGAUAGACGAGCACGGGACCAUGUACACCGCCUUUUUGAAGAAAAACUUCAUACAUUCUUGGAACAGCUCCCAGCCAUUUCUUGAGCAGCAAUUUUUUGAAGUCGACGGACUGGAUACUUAUUAUCCGUUUACUAUUGCCUUGGACCAAAAUGGCACUCUUUGGAUGACAGUGUUUGAUUACGAAAGAAAGCCAAGAUACAGGCUUUUCAAGGCUGCGGUCGGAGAACCAUCCUUCGAGGACUCGUAA
Messenger RNA from Cloeon dipterum, 1302 nucleotides. RefSeq names its product protein yellow-like. Bases 1 to 1302 code for a protein of 433 amino acids. The record is from RefSeq and is a predicted model, not a curated record. The transcript has 5 exons. NCBI's taxonomy places the organism in Eukaryota, Metazoa, Arthropoda, Insecta, Ephemeroptera, Baetidae.